AUGGCCCACCAAAACACCAUCACCGUAACCCUACCCCAGGUAGCCAAAACUAUCGACCACUCCCUGCUCCACCCAACAAUGACCGACCAAGACAUCCACGCCGGCCUCCAAAUCGCCAAGAACCCCAACGUCGCCACCACCUGCGUAAAGCCGUACCUAAUCCCCCUCGCCAAGCAGGUACUCGCCGGCACCGACGUCAAGAUCUGUCCGGUAAUCGGCUUCCCCUACGGCAAAGUCAGUGCCCAAGCUCUGGUCCGGAGGAUGACAUGUCCACAGAGUCAGUUGAAUCUGGAGGAAGUGGAGGGGAAAUUUCUUCGCAUCUGGGACGUCCCUGGCUCUUGUCACUCCUGCCCUGAGAGAGCAUCUCCUUGA
Molecule: messenger RNA, 372 nt
Organism: Penicillium alfredii
Lineage: Eukaryota; Fungi; Ascomycota; Eurotiomycetes; Eurotiales; Aspergillaceae
Exons: 1
Coding region: 1-372 (123 amino acids)
Biological process (GO): deoxyribonucleotide catabolic process; carbohydrate catabolic process
Cellular component (GO): cytoplasm
Molecular function (GO): deoxyribose-phosphate aldolase activity
Source: RefSeq, a predicted model, not a curated record